AUGGCCGGCGCCGAGGGCGGUCAGCCCUUUCGCAUGCCGCCUAUGACGGCGACAUCGCAUCCUCCGCGUGCCAAUCGGGAAAUACCUUCGCUCGAACCUGAGGACGACUCCGAAUGGGAAUACGAACCGCUCGACCUCGGCGUCUCGAUUGCUAACCUCCUCGCAUGCAAGACUUUUUACCUUACCGUCGACCUGGGCGUGCUCGAUGAGGACGACGAAGACGAAGACGACGAGCUGCUACCUGAACCCGAAGACGACUUGGACGAAGGAGAUCCGGAUCUCGACGGCUUUCCCCAGCGACUACAAGAAGGCGCCGCCGAGGUCGUCGACGACAAGCUUGUAGAGCGCGACAUCGAGAUCCUCGAUCUCCACACCCCCACCCCAUCAUCUCUUACCGAGGCAAAGUCUUUGAGGGGAACUGGGCAGAAGUCUUGGGAACUGAGCUCAUAUUCGCAGAGCACGACGAGUCCGCUCCGCCCCCUCCUUCAGCGGCUUCCCGGAGAUGUCGACCUGCUGGCGGCAAGCUCGGCGCGGAUCCUCACCACCGAGAAAAUACUCAAGAUACCCGACGAGCUCGACAGGCUAAAGAAGACGCGCGAAGCCUACGGGAUCCGCUUACCAGUUCUCGGCAAGCACCACUACGACGAGAAGAAGAAGCAGGUCCGCUUCCUCGAAAAUCUCAUGGCCGUCAAGAUCAAAAGGGCGAGAAGGACAUGGUGA
This is a messenger RNA of Parascedosporium putredinis, 720 nucleotides long. Lineage: Eukaryota; Fungi; Ascomycota; Sordariomycetes; Microascales; Microascaceae. The record is from the annotation of a GenBank genome assembly.